This is a messenger RNA of Protopterus annectens (West African lungfish), 1921 nucleotides long. RefSeq names its product adenylate cyclase type 1-like. Gene Ontology annotation, molecular function: adenylate cyclase activity. The transcript is spliced from 7 exons. The record is from RefSeq and is a predicted model, not a curated record. Lineage: Eukaryota; Metazoa; Chordata; Ceratodontiformes; Protopteridae. Bases 43 to 852 code for a protein of 269 amino acids. Gene Ontology annotation, biological process: intracellular signal transduction; adenylate cyclase-activating G protein-coupled receptor signaling pathway; cAMP biosynthetic process.
GGCUCAUUUUCCAAUAGCUUUGAACCUGUUUUGACAGUCCUUAUGUUUUCAAGUGCCCUAGCCUUUCAUAGCAGACAACUCGAUUUGAAGCUACGACUGGAUUACCUUUGGGCUAUACAGGCAGAAGGAGAUAGAGAUGAUAUGGAAAGAGUGAAACUUGACAAUAAGAGAAUCCUAUUCAAUUUACUACCAGGACAUGUUGCACAGCAUUUCCUAAUGUCUAACCCAAGAACUAUGGACCUUUAUUACCAGUCAUAUUCACAAGUGGGUGUGAUGUUUGCUUCAAUUCCAAACUUCAAUGAUUUCUACAUAGAACUUGAUGGCAAUAAUAUGGGAGUGGAGUGCUUGCGUCUGUUAAAUGAGAUCAUUGCAGACUUUGACGAGUUGAUGGACAAAGAGUGUUAUAAGGAUAUUGAAAAGAUCAAGACAUUUGGCAGCACAUAUAUGGCAGCAGUGGGUCUAGCUCCAGCUACUGGUACCAAGGCAAAAAAAUCGAUCUGCUCACAUUUGAGUACACUAGCAGAUUUUUCCAUAAAGAUGUUUGACGUUCUUGAUGAAAUCAACUGUCUGUCAUAUAAUGAUUUUGUUCUCAGAGUUGGUAUAAACGUGGGGCCUGCUGUAGCAGGAGUCAUUGGAGCUCGAAGACCACAGUAUGAUAUCUGGGGAAAUACUGUCAAUGUUGCUAGCAGGAUGGAUAGCACUGGAGUGCAAGGCAAAAUUCAGGUCACUGAGGAUGUCUGUAAGAUUCUUCAGAGAUGCUACAAGUUUGUCUGUCGUGGAAAAGUCAGUGUGAAAGGAAAAGGUGAAAUGCUGACAUACUUUUUGGAAAGGAAAGCAACUGGAAACAAUUGAUGAGUGUUCCUUGAACCUUGAUAAAAGAAUGCUCUAAUGUAAUAACAUGACCACUUAAAAAUAGUUGGGAAUGAACUGCCUGUAGAUUUCUUCAGUGGCCAUGCAUGAGCACAAGCUAAAAUAAAUGGCAUGGAGACGUUUCAUUACCCAAUAACUCCAACAUAUAUAAAGGAUAUACACAAUGUUCCAGUUGUGGUUACAAGCAGAUAUCAAACUUGGGGUGCCACAAUCAUCAAUGCUCCAUCAUUACACAGUAUUUUAAGAAAAAAAUCAUGGCUGCAUUUUUAACACUUUUUUUUUUUCAAAUUUGUAUAAUUUAUUAAUACAACAGAGUUUACAAUCCAGCCAAAAUGAAAUUAAGUAUGCAACUUGCAGGAAAAUAAAUAUAUUAACAAGUUUUAUUUAUGUAUGUAUUGACAUUUGCUUACUGGAGAAGUCUAACUGGACACAGGUGCCCUUUUUUCAGUGGAGGCCCAAGGAGAAGAGCACCAAUGUAUCAUAUUAAAUGCAGACAGUAAGAACAACGUGAAACACCAUGACUUUUGUUCUUGUUAAAAGGUUGCAAGGUGAAAUGUUAAACCCCCUUUUGCCUUAAAAGCUUCAGAAAGCAACAAGUACAUAUAAACUCAAAACUGGAUUUUGUCCAUCUUAUAAUUUUACAUGCAUCUACAUAAAAGUGUGCAUGUGUGUAUGUGCGUGUCUACAACAGAGCACAGAGUUAGAUUCUAAAACAAUUUAUGCUUGGUUAAAAUGGUGCUCUGAGUUUGCAAACCUGGAAUGAGUGUAAUUCUGUAAGAAAACUUGCACUCAAGAUAUGUUAAAAAAACAAAAAAAAAAAAAAACAAAGGCGUGCAAGCUGUUGUGGCUGUGUUUUUCAACAUGCCAUUCUGAAAGCCUUUCCUGUCAUGAUGAUUUGCUAAAGACAGACAGAUGUAAAAACUGAGAGUGUGGGGGGGGAUUAAUAAUCAAGGUAUAUCAAGUCUUCACAAAAGUGUGAUAGCAUAGUGCAAGUAUGACAUUUGGACAUUUCCAAGAGAAAAUAAAUAUACAAAAGUGUAUUUAUAUAGCA